Metarhizium robertsii ARSEF 23 is the source of this 1341-nucleotide messenger RNA. RefSeq lists its product as uncharacterized. The transcript has a single exon. NCBI's taxonomy places the organism in Eukaryota, Fungi, Ascomycota, Sordariomycetes, Hypocreales, Clavicipitaceae. The record is from RefSeq and is a predicted model, not a curated record. The coding region runs from base 1 to 1341 and encodes 446 amino acids. Gene Ontology annotation, molecular function: feruloyl esterase activity.
AUGACUAGCGCUGAUCUAAGAUGCCAUUUCAGGCGAGCGAAGCUGCACGUCCAAAGAAGUCUGCUAUGCGAGCUGUGUGCCGGUUCCAAAUAUAUAGCUUGUGGAUUCUAUCUUGGAUGUUUGCAAUUGCGUCUCUUCCCCUCCUCCACCCCGAAAGAACGAGGUGCUGGAAAGCAAAACAUUUCUACUCACACUCUGCCCAAGACAAUGCUGCUCACCUUUGCGUUCCUGUUUACGCUAAUAGGAGCCUCUGCGCUACCCAGCGAGGGUUCUCCUGCGUUGCCUGCCGGAUGUUACAAGCCCUUGCCCAAAGGCCAGCUCACCGGAGGAGUCUCUACCAUCCAUAUAAAAAGUGGUGGGAAAAAACGCACCUUUCUCCUCUCGAUACCUCCGGGAUACCAUUCAGACACUCCCGCUGCUGCGGUUCUGUCAUAUCACGGUGGCGGUAGAUGUGCAGAGGACCAAUUAAAGUUGGAUCAAUUAACAAAUCCAGAAUUCAACUCGGCUGCGAUUGUAAUCUAUCCACAGGGAAUUGAUGUAAGAAGAGUCAUUUCAUCCUGCUGCUCAAUUCGCUACGAGGGAAAUGCUGACAAGCACAAGGAAACAUGGCAAGGUGUUCCUGGCGCGACGACUGACGAUAUCCGGUUCACAUCCGAUAUACUUGACCAUGUUCAGGAUCAGUAUUGCAUUGACCCUGCGCGCAUAUCGGCGACAGGUAAAUCGGACGGUGGGGGGUUCUGCAAUCUAUUAGCCUGUGAUCCGGGGCUAUCUAGCCGCAUCGCAGCAUUCGCACCUGUUUCCGGCGCCUUUUACAUCGACUCGCGACCUUGUAGACCCAAAACCGUGAAAUUUCCAUGCCAUCCCAGCAGGGCGGACGUGCCUUUCCUUGAGUUUCACGGUGGCAAGGACACAGUCGUUUCUUACCAAGGCGGUAGCCGCAAGAAGGAAUGCCUUCCUGCCAUCCCACACUUUAUCCGACAAUGGGCCUCCCUCGAUGGGCUGGAAACCGACAACACCACUACUCACGUUUCUCAAAAUACUGUUCUCUACACCUUUGGGCAGGGGAGCAAGGCUGGACUGGUCGAGCAUGUCUACGACUCUGCCAUCGGCCAUGAUUGGCCAAGUACGGUGCCUAAUAUCGAUAAUAAAAAACAUGGCCACCAUGUCGCGAGUUUUAAUGCAACCCCGAUGAUCCUCGACUUUUUUGCAAAGCAUCCUUUGAGCCUUGGCGAAUCGCGAGAAAGACGUGUUGAAGCAAGCAAGACUCUGGUGUCUAGUGGCGCUGAGGAGGAAAAAUUAUAUCGUCAGAGAGUACUUAAAAGAGUAAUGUCUUAUAUAUAA